AUGACAUUUGAGCUGCCAUCAGCUAGCCUUCGUAUGAGCAAUAUCAAUGAGAAUUCCAAUAUCCUCAUCGGUCCUGAGGGCUUAUCUCUUCCCAUCACAGAGCACAUUCAUGCAACCGAUGGACUUCUCGCGCUUGGUGGCCUCGGUGGUAUUGUCGCCCUGAGAGGAUUCGAGGGUCGAUUCGAAGCGGUCGAGCACUUUAAAGAGAACCGGCUCAGAUUUCCCGCUCAUCAAGUCACAUUUGACAUGGGACCCGAUAAUGUCACAAAAUUUGGAGCGUGGAAAGGAUUGGCUUGGACAUUAAGGAUGACAUUGAUGAGUUCGAAAAGGGCUGAUGGCAAGUUGGGCGUUGGGUGGACAUGUCCUCGGAAGAGAGCCAUUGCUAAAGAUCAAACCUCAAUACAUGCAUCAAGAUUGCGAUCGAUCUUACGGGUAAAAAAUUGA
Messenger RNA from Penicillium waksmanii, 444 nucleotides. RefSeq lists its product as uncharacterized. The record is from RefSeq and is a predicted model, not a curated record. The transcript has 2 exons. NCBI's taxonomy places the organism in Eukaryota, Fungi, Ascomycota, Eurotiomycetes, Eurotiales, Aspergillaceae. Bases 1 to 444 code for a protein of 147 amino acids.